Molecule: messenger RNA, 3623 nt
Organism: Linum trigynum
Lineage: Eukaryota; Viridiplantae; Streptophyta; Magnoliopsida; Malpighiales; Linaceae
Source: the annotation of a GenBank genome assembly
CUGAACGAUCUCAUAUUUCUUUCGCCUUGUUAUUCUCUUGAUUAGUGUUGUACUAGGGGUGGCAGUUCAGUUACCGGUUAUCGGUUAACCCGAUACCCGGUUGGGUAUCCACUAACCGGUAACCAAAGUAACUGAAUUUCGGUCGGUUAUCAGAAGCUGGCCAAAAUGGGUUUUGGUCUUAAAAGUGGUUCGGUUAACCGAUAACCGAGGUAACCAAGAAAUCAAAGCUUAUUUCGUCGGUUUUCGGUAAUGUGAGUGUUUAUUUUGGUUAACCGAUAACCGGCCAAUCAAUUACCGGUUAUAACCGAAAUAACCGAACUGUCACCCCUAAUUUGUACUUUGAUUAAAUUGGGAUUUAACCGUAGGACUUUCUUGUAUUUCAUUUCUAUUUAUUUGCAGUUACAUAUUUGCUCGAUGAUAUAGUUUUCCCGCUUGAAAGGGUACAUGGGCUUAUUUAUGCGUGUGCCAAGCCAAGCCAAAACCCUUCGAUUAGUCUCGUAAAGCUCUAGUAUGGCUGGCAACAGUGCUUCCUCACUGAAUACUCUUGUCUCUGUUGAUGGAUGACGAGCGGCGACGAGGACGAAAGUCGGCGAGACUGGAAGUCAGAAGCUCGGCCUGGGCGUCGUCAUCGUUGUCCUCCAGCUAAAUCAAUGGCCGCCUUCAGUAGAUUAGGAGAUGUUUCAACCUGAAAACUGCAAUACGGAUAGUUGUUAGUAGUUCUCUGCAAUUUUCCAACUGUUCUUGGUGCUACAUGCGAGGGUUCUAUUUGAAAAGCUUGAAAUUCGGCGGUUCAAGAAUCUCGAUUGCUGUUGGCGUUAAUGUUAAUCUUCUUCGACUCUUCGGCUCCCAACCUGUUAGUCGGUAUCCGACUUUCACGACCAGUGGUUACCAACUGCUUCAAUGCCUCUCCAAACACAGGAUAUAUGACGCACGCAACCUGCUCGACGAAAUGCUCCCAGGGGGAACCUCCCGCAGCCGUACGGUUUACUGCACUUCUCUGGUUACCAAGUUUUCCAGGAGUGGGUUCGUGGAUGAAGCUCGCUUGCUGUUCGAUAUCAUGCCAGCGGAGAGGAACGUUGUUACUUAUAACGCAAUGUUGUCCGGUUAUGUCCAGUGUGGGAGAUUGAAGGAGGCGAUGGCUCUUUUUCGAGAGAUGCCUGAAAGGAAUGUUAUUUCUUGGACAUCGAUGCUUUCGGGGUUGGCUGAUGCGGGAAGAAUCGACGAGGCCAAGUUGCUGUUCGUGAAUAUGACUGAGAAGAACGUGGUUUCAUGGAAUGCCAUGGUUGUUGGGUUGAUUAGGAAUGCGGAUUUGGAGAAUGCGAGGUUGGUUUUUGACAAGAUGCCUGUUAAGAAUGUGGCAUCUUGGAAUGCCAUGAUUGCUGGGUACGCAGAUAUUGGUCGAAUAGAAGAAGCGAGGACCCUGUUUGAUAUGAUGCCUGAUCCAAAUGCACUGACUUGGACUAGUAUGGUUUCUGGUUAUUGUCGGGUUGGAGAAGUGGCCGAGGGAUAUAAUAUGUUUCAGAGAAUCCGUGACCGGAAUGUCAUUUCUUGGACAUCCAUGAUUAGCGGAUUCACAUGGAAUGGCUUCUAUGAAGAAGCGUUGUUGCUUUUCCUAGAGAUGAAUAGAACAUCUGGUGUAGCACCAAACAGUGAGACCUUGAUUUCCCUUGCUUAUGCAUGUGCUGGCUUAAGAUUUUCUGAACUUGGCCGGCAGGUUCAUGCUCAGAUGCUGAUUCAGGCAAUGCAAUGUGACGAUUAUGAUGGCAGAAUAGCUAAGAGCCUUAUUUACAUGUACUCUUCAUUUGGUACCAUGCCCUCUGCACAAUACUUAUUCGACAACUUCUCCGACGAUUCUGUUCUUCAGUCUUACAAUUGCUUGAUUAAUGGCUAUGUUAGGGUUGGAGACUUAGAGAAGGCUCGAAUUUUAUUCGAUGCAGCUCCUUCCCGUGACAAGAUCACGUGGACUUCGAUCAUUAGUGGUUACUUCAGUGUUGGACUCGUGUUGCAGGCUUGCCAUCUAUUUCACUACAUGCCUUUCAAGGAUGAAAUUGCAUGGACAACAAUGAUCACAGGGCAUAUACAAAAUGAGCUCUUUGAUGAAGCUAUGCAUUUCUUUUUGGAAAUGAGGACUUUUGGUGUUAUUCCUCUAAGUACCACAUACACCGUUCUUUUUGGUGCUGUGGGUGCAAUGGCAUAUCUUGAUCACGGAAGAUCGCUGCAUGGGAUGAUUAUCAAGACACAACCUGGCUUUGACUUGAUCCUUGAGAAUUCUGUAGUCUCCAUGUAUGCAAAAUGUGGGGAGCUCCGUGAUGCCUGUAAAAUUUUCUCACGGAUGACUUCACGCGACGAUAUCUCUUGGAAUUCUAUGAUUAUGGGGUUCGCUCAUCAUGGUCUGGCCAAUGAAGCCUUACAAGUUUUUGAAGCCAUGAUGGAAUCAAGAACACGCCCCAACUCCCUCACCUUUUUGGCUGUCUUAUCAGCAUGUAGUCAUGCUGGCUUGCUUGACAAAGGGUUGGAGUUAUUCACUCUGAUGACUGAUGUUCAUGGAAUCCAACCAGGUUUGGAACAUUGCAUCUCUGUUGUCAACAUACUGGGCCGAGCAGGAAAAUUUGAAGAAGCAGAGAAAUUCAUCGCAGGACUACCAUUCCAUAGACACCCUGCUAUGUUGGGAGCAAUACUCGGUGUAAGCGGACCAGACAAGAGAAGUCUUGGAAUUGCCGAACGGUCAGGGAAGCUACUCCUUGAAAUCGACCCGAUGAAUGCAUCUGCUCAUGUCCACCUCUGCAACUUGUAUGCAUCAAACCAUCACCACCUGAAGGAAUAUAAGCUGAGGCGGGAGAUGGUUGUGAAGGGGGUUAAGAAGGUUCCAGGGUGCAGCUGGAUCGUCCUGAGCGGGAAAGUUCACAUGUUCUUAUGUGGAGAUUCGUUGAACCCAGAAGCUGAAGAGUUGUUAAUCUCCAUGUCCAAUUCCUGUUGCGGCUGAAACAGCAGUUCUCCAAGUUGCUUCCAUCCUAGUAAAUGGUAAUUCUUGCAGACUUUUCAUUGUAUCAGUAAAUUAUUAUGUGUCCACUUUUAGAAACAAAUUGCCUAAUGCCAACUAUGUGUGAAUCAAAUCACCACCUUAACAAGAAAAUUCAAAAUUUACAGUAUCAAUGUACCUCGAGAUUUAAAUGAUUUUCUCUAUCCAUCUAACUAAAUACGUUUUUUGCACUCGUUCAUUACCUACUACAUACCUAGUAGAUAAUAAGAGUUAAGAGGAGUUUCCUAUUUGGUCUCGUCGAUUCAGAAUCAGGAUUAAUAGACAAUUAAAAUGUAGCACAGGUAAGAUUAAUUUUACAAUUUGGAAGAGAUUUUUCCACUUCUCUAUCGGACUGUCCCAUUUCUCUUAUUUCAGAUUCUUCGUCGGAUAACUUAUUAACUUCCACCGGCGUCCAUCAUAGAAAGCAAAAGGAUAGCAAUCCUAAGACACGCCGUUUUGAAGUCAAGCGUCCUUCCGUUCAGAAACUGAAAAAACUAAAAGUGGAAAGAAGAGAAGAAUUCGAAGCGCUCCGACCCUUCAGCGGGAAACUGCACUGCCGUUUGCCGGCCGCUGCCGGCCAAUAUAAUAAAAAUAAAAAACCACC